GUUACCAUCAAUUGCUAGUUAUGAGUUAUAAUUAUUGCUGUUAUCUGAUGUAGUUCAGAACGAGAUGCACUGCCUGAGCCGGACCCCGAGGUCGUACCUGGUCAACUCUUACAGCGACGUGAAAGAGGUCGACGAGAGUAAAAGGGAAUCAUAUGAAGCCACCUGGUUAGACCUGGUCAUGGAGACAAGACCAGAGUACAAAGACUCACUCACUGAGAAAGACUCAGCGCGAAAGGAGUCUUAUGUACGAAAGCGCGUGCGUCAUUUUGUAGUGCGCCGGUUCCUCAAUCAGACCUACUGCACUGGUGAAGAUGGAACAAAGCUGCGUGAGUAUCAUCUGCCGUUUAAAACCAAGCUUCCGCUACAGAUCUUCGUGCCCAGGAACCUCGGCACUCCACCGGAGACACACAGAGAGAUGUCGCCUUCCAGUUUGCGCUCGGACUCUGAGAUGUGCGAGAGCCGAAAGAGACCGGACAGUACCGAGUUCACAGUGCGCACGCUCGUGUCACCGGCGAGGGACUUGGCUCGUGAUUUCCAGAGAACAUAAAGAAUGAAUGCAAUAAUCGCUUUUUAUAGUGCACUACACUGAGUCUUAUCAAUAAUCUUACUUAAUUUACUACAGCACUGUUGAAUUCUCGACUCUGAUUAAUUGGUUGAUUUUCUACAACAGCAGUUCUGACAGUACUUGCAUCUGAAAGAUAAAUCAUAGAUACACUAUACUGCCAAAAGUUUUUGGACACCCCUCCAAAUUAUUGAUUUCAGGUGUUGUUUUUCAGGGGUUGGGCUCGGCCCCUUAAGUCCAGUGAAAGGAACUCUUAAUGCUUCAGCAUACCAAGAAAUUUUGGACAAUUUCAUGCUCCUAACUCCUAACUUGACCCCUUCCUGUUCCACACCAGUGCACAAAGCAAGGUCCAUAAAGACAUGGAUAGGUGAGUUUGGUGUGGAGGAGCUUCACAGAGUCCUGACCUUGACCCGAGAACACCUUUGGGAUGAAUUAGAGCGGAGACUGUGAGGCAGAUCAAAACUGGGACAUCUGCCUUUACAUGCACAUGAAUGUAAUAUGGAGUUGGCCCACCCUUUACAAAUAUAACAGCUUCAACUCUUUAGGGAAGGCUUUCCACAAGGUUUAGGAGCGUGUUUAUAGGAAUUUUUGACCAUUCCUCUAGAAGCGCAUUUGUCAGGUCAGGCACUGAUGUUGGACGAGAAGGUCUCACAGUCUCCGCUCUAAUUCAUCCCAAAGGUGUUCUAUCAGGUUGGGGUCAGGACUCUUAUCCAUUGAGGUCAGGACACUCAUCCAUGUCUUUAUGGACUUUGCUUUGUUCACUGGUGUGCAGUCAUGUUGGAAGAGGAAGGGGCCAAAACUGUUCCCACAAAGUCAGGAGUAUGAAAUUGUCCAAAAUGUCUUGGUAUGAAGCUGAAGCAUUAAGAGUUCCUUUCACUGGAACUAAGAGGCCAAGCCCAACCCCUGAAAAACAACACCUGAAUUCAAUGAUUUGGAGGGGUGUCCCAAAACGUUUGGCAAUAUAGUGUGUAUAUUAAUACACUUGUUUUAAUACGUUUGAAAUAUUUCUAUAGUAACUUAUACAGAGAAGUGUAUGAUGGAUGCUCCAUUAUAAUCAAAGUGUAAGAAACCACUUUGAAAACAAGGCAUUGUUAUUUGACAAAGAAGGAUCAUAGAUAUAGUGAAGUUUUCUGUAAGGAGAAAAAAAGGGAAGGAGUCUCAAGAUUCAUGGCUUUGAGUCUUCUGUCAAGACAGAGGAUUUUGAGAGCGAUUAAAAACAGAGAGGUUUUACUAGAGCCGGUAUAACGUAAGUGAUAACAGGAACUUGCUUUGUGGGCGUUCUUUAACAUUUAACAGAACUAUAAACUUUGUAUAAACGCAAUGGGCCGAUCAUUAAUCAAUUAAAAACUGUCAUCUUUAACAAAUCACUGUUGUGUAAGAAAAAUAACCGUUCAUGAAGAGCCGUUAAAUCAGAUGCAUCAGUCAGCAUCAUCCCAUUCUACCACUGAUUAUUUCCUCCCAAAAUUUUUUGAUUCUUUAUGUAAUAAUUUUUUAAUGUUUGCAUUAAAAGUGGUGUUUUAUGCGUUGUGGAAAAGUUUUAUCAGGGACCUAUUAUAUAAUUAUAUAAAAUUGUGCAAAUAUUUACUUUGACCCUUUUAAUUGUUUGACCAAAUGAAAUGAUCGGUUCUUUUACAUAUUUCUUUUCAUUUAAAAACAAAAACUGCUGUUGUAAAUGUAAGUAUGUUGUAUCUAUGUAUUAUUUUAUUGUAUAUAGAUGUAUAUAGAUACAUUACAAUGCAGUAUAUUGGAGUUUCUUUGUGUUAGGAUUAUUUGCCUUUCAGUAGACACAAAGUCCAUCAUUCAGCAAGUCUGUGUAUUAAUGGUGGAUACGAGCACAUGUUCAGGUGCCAGGAAUAAUGUUCAAGUGAUUUAGAACUAAUAUAGGAAUGUCUUAGUUUACCAGAUGUAGACGAAAACAAUUGGUCAGGACUCUUACUGACCAUCUGGAAUAUCCUUUCUGAUAUGCUUCCCCAUGCUCUUUUUUAGGGUCGUGUUUAAUUCUUAACCACUGCUGAACAGCACUUUAUUGAUUUAUAGUCAGGAUUAAGCACACACUGCCAUCUAGAGGAAAAAAACGGUAGCGUAGCAUCCAUAUUAUAAAUAUUGUUAUUGCUAUGAAUC
This is a messenger RNA of Hemibagrus wyckioides, 2683 nucleotides long. RefSeq names its product telethonin. Lineage: Eukaryota; Metazoa; Chordata; Actinopteri; Siluriformes; Bagridae. Gene Ontology annotation, molecular function: titin Z domain binding; protein-macromolecule adaptor activity; structural constituent of muscle. Gene Ontology annotation, biological process: sarcomerogenesis; skeletal muscle myosin thick filament assembly; cardiac muscle contraction. Bases 65 to 547 code for a protein of 160 amino acids. The transcript is spliced from 2 exons. Gene Ontology annotation, cellular component: Z disc. The record is from RefSeq and is a predicted model, not a curated record.